GGAGGCUGUCGCUCUGGCUCGCCGCCCCCCGCCGCCGCUCCGCACCGCGCCCCGCCACCGCGCCGCGGACCAUGGACCUGCCCAGGGGCCUCCUGGUGGCCUGGGCCCUCAGCCUGUGGCCAGGGUUCACGGACACCUUCAACAUGGACAUCAAGAAGCCCCGAGUCAUCCCCGGCUCCAGAGCCGCCUUCUUUGGCUACACGGUGCAGCAGCAUGACAUCAGCGGCAAGAAGUGGUUGGUCAUUGGCGCUCCACUGGAAACCAACGGCCACCAGAAGACAGGAGACGUGUACAAGUGUCCAGUGACCCAAGGGAACUGCACCAAGCUCAACCUGGGAAGGGUCACCCUAUCCAACGUGUCCGAGAGGAAAGACAACAUGCGUCUCGGCCUGAGCCUGGCCACCAACCCCAAGGACAACAGCUUCCUGGCUUGCAGCCCCCUCUGGUCUCAUGAGUGUGGGAGUUCCUACUACACCACAGGGAUGUGUUCACGAGUCAACUCCAACUUCAGGUUCUCCAAGACCGUGGCCCCAGCUCUCCAAAGGUGCCGGACCUACAUGGACAUCAUCAUUGUCCUGGAUGGUUCAAACAGCAUCUACCCCUGGGUGGAGGUUCAGCACUUCCUCAUCAACAUCCUGAAGAAGUUUUACAUCGGCCCUGGGCAGAUCCAGGUUGGAGUCGUUCAGUACGGAGAAGACGUGGUACAUGAAUUUCACCUCAAUGACUACAGGUCUGUAAAAGAUGUGGUGGAAGCUGCCAGCCACAUUGAACAGAGAGGAGGAACAGAGACCCGGACGGCAUUUGGCAUUGAAUUUGCUCGCUCAGAGGCUUUCCAGAAGGGUGGAAGGAAAGGGGCCAAGAAGGUGAUGAUCGUCAUCACGGAUGGGGAGUCCCACGACAGCCCAGACCUGGAGAAGGUGAUCCAGCAAAGCGAGAGGGACAACGUGACCAGAUACGCUGUGGCCGUCCUGGGCUACUACAACCGCAGGGGGAUCAAUCCAGAAGCUUUUCUAAACGAAAUCAAAUACAUCGCCAGUGACCCCGAUGACAAGCACUUCUUCAACGUCACUGAUGAGGCGGCCCUGAAGGACAUUGUCGACGCCCUGGGGGACAGGAUCUUCAGCUUGGAAGGCACCAACAAGAAUGAAACCUCCUUCGGGCUGGAGAUGUCACAGACGGGCUUUUCCUCUCACAUAGUGGAGGACGGGAUUCUGCUGGGAGCCGUUGGUGCCUAUGACUGGAAUGGAGCUGUGCUAAAGGAAACCAGCGGCGGGAAGGUCAUUCCUCUCCGAGAGUCCUACCUGAAGGAGUUCCCCGAGGAGCUCAAGAACCACGGCGCGUACCUGGGGUACACAGUCACAUCGGUCGUGUCCUCCAGGCAGGGGCGGGUGUAUGUGGCCGGAGCCCCCCGGUUCAACCACACAGGCAAAGUCAUCCUGUUCACUAUGCACAACAACCGGAGUCUCACCAUCCACCAGGCCCUGCAGGGCGAGCAGAUAGGCUCUUACUACGGGAGCGAGAUCACCUCAGUGGACAUCGAUGGCGACGGUGUGACUGAUGUCCUGCUGGUGGGCGCACCAAUGUACUUCAGUGAGGGCGGAGAGCGGGGCAGGGUGUACAUCUACAACCUGAGACAGAACCGGUUUGUUUACGAUGGAACACUGAAGGAUUCCCACAGUUACCAGAAUGCCCGAUUCGGCUCCUCCAUCGCCUCGGUUCAGGACCUCAAUCAAGAUUCCUACAACGACGUGGUGGUGGGAGCCCCUCUGGAGGACAACCACAGAGGAGUCAUCUAUAUCUUCCACGGCUUCCAGGGCAGCAUCCUAAAGACACCGAAGCAGAGAAUCGCUGCCUCAGAGCUGGCUCCAGGCCUCCAGUAUUUUGGCUGCAGCAUCCAUGGGCAAUUGGACCUCGACGAGGAUGGGCUUGUGGACCUGGCUGUGGGCGCCCUUGGCAACGCCGUGAUUUUGUGGUCCCGCCCUGUGGUUCAGAUCAAUGCCAGCCUCCACUUUGAGCCAUCCAAGAUCAACAUCUUUCACAGGGAUUGCAAACGCAGUGGCAGAGACGCCACCUGCCUGGCCGCCUUCCUCUGCUUCACACCCGUCUUCCUGGCACCUCAUUACCAAACUUCAACAGUCGGCAUCAGGUAUAACGCCACCAUGGAUGAGAGGCGGUACACGCCGCGGGCCCACCUGGAUGAGGGCGGGGACCGGUACACUAACAGAGCUGCCCUGCUCUCCUCCAGCCAGGAACACUGUGACCGGAUCAAUUUCCAUGUCCUGGACACCGCUGACUACGUAAAGCCAGUGACCUUCUCGGUCGAGUAUUCCCUGGAGGACCCCGACUAUGGCCCCGUGCUGGAUGACGGCUGGCCCACGACCCUCAGAGUCUCGGUACCCUUCUGGAAUGGCUGCAAUGAGGAUGAGCACUGUGUCCCUGACCUCCUGCUGGACGCCCGCAGUGACCUGCCCACAGCCAUGGAGUACUGCCAGAGGGUGCUGAGGAAGCCUGCCCAGGACUGCUCUGCGUACACACUGUCCUUUGACACCACGGUUUUCAUCAUAGAGAGCACACGGCGGCGGGUGGCGGUGGAGGCCCUGCUGGAGAACAAGGGCGAGAACGCCUACAGCACAGUCCUAAAUAUUUCACAGUCAGCAAACCUGCAGUUUGCCAGCUUGAUCCAGAAGGACGACUCCGACGGCAGCAUCGAGUGUGUGAAUGAGGAGAAGAGGCUCCACAAGAAAGUCUGCAACGUCAGCUACCCCUUCUUCCGGGCCAAGGCCAAGGUGGCUUUCCGUCUCGAUUUCGAGUUCAGCAAAUCCGUCUUCCUGCACCACAUGGAGAUCCAGCUCACAGCGGGCAGUGACAGUGACGAGGAAGAGAGCACCAAGGAAGACAACACGGCCCUCCUGCGCUUGCACCUCAAGUAUGAGGCUGACGUGCUCUUCACCAGGAGCAGCAGCCUGAGCCACUACGAGGUCAAGCCCAACAGCUCGCUGGAGAGAUACCAUGGCAUUGGGCCUCCCUUCAACUGCGUUUUCAAGAUCCAAAACUUGGGCUUGUUCCCCAUCCACGGGGUGAUGAUGAAGUUCACUGUUCCCAUCGCAACCAGGGGUGGCAACCGGCUGCUGCUGCUGAAGGGCUUCCUCGCUGACCAGGCGAACACGUCCUGUAACAUCUGGGGGAACAGCACUGAGUACCGGCACGCCCCGAUGGAGGAGGACUUGAGUCGUGCCCCACAGCUGAAUCACAGCAACGCUGAUGUAGUUUCCAUCAACUGCAACGUGAGGCUGGCCCCCAACCAGGAAAUCAGUUUCCAUCUGCUGGGGAACCUGUGGUUGAGGUCCCUAAAAGCACUCAAGUACAAGUCGAUGAGAAUCACGGUCCACGCAGCCUUGCAGAGGCAGUUCCACAGCCCUUUCAUCUUCCGCGAGGAGGAUCCCAGCCGCCAGAUCACGUUUGAGAUCUCAAAGCAAGAGGACUCACAGAUCCCCAUCUGGAUCAUCGUGGGCAGCUCCCUGGGGGGCCUCCUGCUGCUGGCGCUGCUGGUCCUGGCACUGUGGAAGCUCGGCUUCUUUAAAAGUGCCAAGCGCAGGAGGGAGCCCGGCCUGGACCCCACCCCCAAAGUGCUGGAAUGAGGCUCCGGGGGAGGCUGUGAGUUGAUGGGGGCCAGGACGCGGGCCCAGGCAGUGUGCAGGCCCGUGGCCCACCGAGCUGGGGUGGAGAGGACGCCAGCUCGCUUUGCACUUGACCUCAUCUCCUGAGAGACCAAGUCUGCUCCCUCUGAAAGGAACUCAAGUCAGUUUUAAGAGGGACUGUCCUACUGGGAGCCAUGGCACCUCCAACACAGAUCCCUAGGGAUUUAAAGGGACCCCUCCCAAGGUACACCCCAAAGCCGCCCCCAGGCUCUGUGGGGGCAUUUGAUGCCCCCAUCACUAAGGUGCUAGAAAUUCAUCAUCACCCCAUGCUCAGAAGAAACCCAGAGGGGAAGACUACAAAUGCAAACCCACUCUGCCCUCUCCAGGCCUCUAGUUCCAGUGGGACCUAAUGGGACAGCAGAUCUGCACUCUGCGCCGUCCUCCCACCCCAACGCUGUCCAUGGCUCCCGAGUCUCCUCACCCCUUCCCCAGGCCGGAGAUAGGUCCCCGGAGCGCCCCCUGCCUGAGGGGCUCAGCGGUGACAGCUGUUGGCCUGGAUGAAGACAGACUCUGGGACGCCAAGACUGUGAUGGACAGGCAGCUGGGACCUAGGAGGCUGGGCACCCACCAAGAUGCGGAGGUGGGCGGGCUCUCCCGCAUCCCCACCGUGCGUUCACACUGACCACCGCCCACAUCCCCUCCCAAAGCGCUCUCAGCAGCUGCAGGCCUGCAGCUGCCACCCCUCCUGCUGCUUUUGUUCCUGGGAGGCUGGCGGAAGUGUGGAUGACGCAAUCCCCAGGCUCCACGUUCCCACUUCAUCUUCCACCGCAGCCUGUCCCAAUGCGAUGGCAAGGCUGCAGGCCGUGGGCAGGGGUAGAGGUGGCGGGCCUCCCCUCCCUGCAUCACCCCCUCCCUACACACACACACACACACACACACACACACACACACACACAGCCUCUCACGGCCUCCCAUCCCUCCCUUCCGACCACCCAUCACCCAUCACCCAUGGGGGAGAAGGGCUGGACCAGUGCUGAGGGGUCCUCCCUGGAAUGCACUGGAUAAAGCCGGUGCAGGAACCCCCGGAGCCUGUGCAACCUUGGUGGCGAACGUCUGAUCUGCCAGCCCAUGGGACAAGUGGUACUACCAAUGACAGCGCCCCGAGGACAAGAGGCACGCCUGGUGCUCAGCCAAGUAAUUUAUGCCUUAACCUUGUUUUGAGGUAGGAAUAAAGGGGGGAUACAUCAAAGGCAUCUGUCCCCUGUCACAUAGUACGACCUUUACUGUCGUAAAUAUUUUAAAGAAAUUUUUAAAAAUACAGUGUUUAAAAACAACUAAGAGGCUGCCAUCCCUUUUGUGGGCAGAGCAUGUCCUAGUGAGCUACACUCUUUGAGGACAGGAGGUGGAUGAGGGGCUCCCUGCUUCUUUCCCAUUGUCUCUAGAUGUUUGGAAGGGACUUGUCCACCCUUUGCUCCCUACAACAUCCCCUCCCAGUGGCUGCCUGGUCUGAGAUGGACAUCUCCAGUGAUGGAGCACUCCCUCCCUCUUUCCCUCCCUCCCAAGCCCACGUGUUCCAUCUUUGGCCAGUUUAGAUGGUUGAAACCCACAUGUCACUGUAGCUUCUACCCCUUCGUUCCUGCUCUUUCCUCUCAGGCCUCGCAGAUUUCUCUAGGCUGGCAUCUCAGUGCUGACUUUCAGACCCUGACUUCUAGUUUCUUCACCUUUACCCACAGACUACUCUUAAAGUUAGUUGUCUCCAUUCUAUUCUCAUGCCUUUGGAAUCCCAAGAAGCCAGUAGAAUCUUAGAAAUUAUUUGGUCCUGUUCCCCCAUAGAUGAGGACGCUCAGAACCAGAGAAGUUAAGAGAGAGCCCCAGGUUC
Physeter macrocephalus (sperm whale) is the source of this 5517-nucleotide messenger RNA. It is a transcript of the gene ITGA11, whose product is annotated as integrin subunit alpha 11. Lineage: Eukaryota; Metazoa; Chordata; Mammalia; Artiodactyla; Physeteridae. The coding region runs from base 72 to 3638 and encodes 1188 amino acids. The record is from RefSeq and is a predicted model, not a curated record. Gene Ontology annotation, molecular function: integrin binding. Gene Ontology annotation, cellular component: external side of plasma membrane; integrin complex. The transcript has 30 exons. Gene Ontology annotation, biological process: cell adhesion mediated by integrin; integrin-mediated signaling pathway; cell-cell adhesion.